Messenger RNA from Rhodamnia argentea, 3603 nucleotides. Its product is annotated as disease resistance protein RPV1-like. The transcript has 4 exons. Gene Ontology annotation, biological process: signal transduction; defense response. NCBI's taxonomy places the organism in Eukaryota, Viridiplantae, Streptophyta, Magnoliopsida, Myrtales, Myrtaceae. Bases 121 to 3603 code for a protein of 1160 amino acids. Gene Ontology annotation, molecular function: protein binding; ADP binding. The record is from RefSeq and is a predicted model, not a curated record.
UAUUGCCAGAACGCCCGAGACUGAGAGGUUGUCAUAUUGAGAGCCCACGCUCAGAUCCAAAGAAAACCUUCCUUGAGAGAACGAGAGGAUUUGAUAUCUGCGGUGUCUAAAGAUCCUACAAUGGAGAGAGGGACGGAUUCACAGGCGUCCUCCGGAUCUUCGUACGAGGUUUUUCUAAGUUUUCGAGGACCCGACACCCGUCAUGGAUUCACCGAUUGUCUUUACCACGGUAUGGUUGCCGCCGGGAUUCUCAUCUUUAGGGAUGAUGAAUCCCUCCGUGUCGGUGAAAGAAUUGGUGGUGAACUUCUACGAGCAAUUGAGAAUUCCAAGAUCUACAUUCCCAUAUUCUCCACAAAUUACGCUUCGAGCCACUGGUGCCUCCGAGAGCUUGCGUACAUGGUCGAGUGCGCCUCGAAAUCGAAUGGGAACAAAGAGAUUCUGCCGAUUUUCUUCGACGUGGAACCUGUUGAUGUCAAGCUCAAGACAAACUUAUACAGACAGAAUCUUUCACAGAUCCAGAAGACGUUUCGCACUGAAGUAAAGUCAUGGGAAAAGUGUCUCAUCGAUGUGGGCAAGAUAAGGGGAUGGAACUUGAAGAAAGAUGAAGGCCAAGGAAAUCUGAUCCAAUCGGUAAUUCAAGCUAUCUUGGCAAAGCUGAAUGUCAGUUAUAAAAAUGUGACUGAACAUCUAGUUGGAGUUGAUGAUCGUGUGGAUGCUAUAAUCAAGAUGUUGGAUGUGAAGUCAGAGAGUGUGCAAUUCCUCGCAAUCCACGGAAUGGGCGGUGUUGGCAAAACAACACUAGCCAAAGUUGUCUUCAACCGACUGUCUUCUCGGUUCCAAGGCUCAAAUUUCCUUUCGGAUGUUCGAGAGUCAUCGAAACGACAUGGCCUGGUAUAUUUGCAAAAACAACUGCUAUCCAAGUUCCUUGAUGCUCGUUCUGUCAACCAAAUUCAUGACGCGGAUGGUGGGAUCAACAUGAUUAAAAGGGUGCUUUGUAGUAAAAAAGUCCUCAUUGUUCUUGACGACAUGGAUGAAGAAAAGCAACUGAAAAGUUUGGCAGCAAAAGGAAAUUGGUUUGGUUCUGGUAGUAGGAUUAUCGUUACUACUAGAUACAAAAGUGUCCUAAUGACUGAUGGAGAAUCCACAAGUGAAGGCCUUGUAAAGUCUGCAAAUAUUUCAACUUAUGAAGUGCGGGAAAUGAAAUUUCAUCAUGCACUUAAGCUUUUCGAUAGGCAUGCCUUCGGGAGAGAUUUUCCACCCGAUCAUUAUGUCUCCCUUUCGGAAAAAGUUGUCUCCACUUUGGGAAAGCUUCCCUUAGCUCUUGAAGUGACAGGUUCAUCCCUUUCAAAUAAAUCUAAAGAAUUUUGGGUAGACACUUUGAAGAAGCUAGAAAAAGCUCCUUCCAAAGAAGUGCAAAAAACAUUGAUGAUAACUUAUGAAAGGUUAGAUGAUGCACAGAGGCAAGUAUUUCUAGACAUAGCUUGUUUUUUUGUUAAUGAGGAUAAAACCUACCCUUUCUACAUGUGGGAUGAUUGUGAAUGCUUUCCAAACAAUACCAUUGAAGUCCUCUAUCUGUUGUCCUUGAUAAAAAUCAAAGAUGACAAUACUUUUUGGAUGCAUGACCAAGUCCGGGACUUCGGAAGGGCAAUUGUCCAUGAAGAAAAUUUCAAAGAUCCCUGCGAGCGUAGUAGAGUGUGGAAUCAUCGGGAAGCCCCGAGCAUUCUAAAGCAAAAAGAGGGAAGUAGGAAAAUAGAAGCACUGUCACUAGGAAAUCGUGGGGACAUUAUUACGAAUGAUGAAGUUGCUAAUUUACGAAACCUGAGGUUCUUGGAAGGGAAUGGGGUGUUCCUUGUCGGAGACUUCACUAAUCUUCUCCCUAAUUUAAGAUGGUUUUCUUGGCGAUGGUGUCCGCACGAGUUUGUGGCUACAAACUUUCAUCCGACUAAUUUAGUUGUUCUUGACCUUUCACACAGCUCUGUUUCAGAGAAAUGGAUUGGCUGGAACCAAAUCAAUGUGGCAAGUAAACUAAAAGUACUAGAUCUUAGCAAUUGCGAGAACUUAAUGAGAACACCUGAUUUAUCUACGUUGGUGUCCUUGGAGAGAUUGAUUCUUGAAGACUGUCGCAACCUAAUUGAAAUUGUCCCAUCCAUUGGUAAAUUAAAGCUCCUAACGAUUUUGAACUUGAAGGGAUGUGAUUCUCUUCAAGUGUUGCCUGAAGAAAUAGGAUGUCUACAGGCGUUGACAGAGAUUGUCAUGCCUAAGACGCUAAAUGAACUUCCGAGGACGUUCGGUAAUUUGCGGUCAUUGUUGAUCCUUGAUGUAUCACAUAGUCGGAUUAGCAAACUGCCUUACUCGAUUGGAGGGCUAGUGAAACUUAGGCAGUUGAAUUUAUCCGGGUGUACGAAGAUAGAGAAACUCCCGGACUCGUUUGAGAAGUUACAAUUCUUGGUGGAGUUGGAUUUGUCAUCGACAAGUUUGGGUCACUUACCUAAUUCAAUCGGCAAUCUAAAGCAAUUGAAAAUACUUAGGAUGACCCACAUAAGUCGGAUAACAAAAUUACCAAGUGCGAUUGGGCUGGUGGAGAAGCUUGAAGAGUUAGAUGCUAGUAGAUGUUACAACUUGACUGAAGUCUCUAAAGAAAUUGGGAGAUUGUCUUAUUUGAGAAUCCUAGAUUUGUCAUACACACUUAUAUCUAGCUUGCCCACCACAUUGAGCUACCUCUCUAAUCUGCAAAUACUUAAGUUGGAAUCAUGUCUUGAGCUUAAACGGUUGUGGGGGCUUCCCUCGAGUUUGACUUGUCUAAAAUGGACUUCUGAUGAAGAUGUGCGAUAUGAGUGGGAAAAUAUCACUGCUUUGCCCACAUUGUAUUCUCAGUUGGGUAUUCCCAGUCUCCCAUUAGAGCUGCCAAAAGAAGUAAAGUUGCGCAGCACCAUUCAUAUUCCUUCCCUCCCGUCUAGUUUAAGAGAGUUGGAACUUGGAAAUCUGGAGAUUGACUCGUCCAAGUUUUCCAAUUUGAAGAACUUGUCGACCUUGCGAUUAAAUAGUUGUUUGAUAUGGGAAUACACUAGGGCGUUUUUUUACAAUUGGCAGAGGGAAAUUACUGAUAUGACGAACGGCAGAUCGUUUGAGUUGGGAAUGGAAUAUUCGAGACAUUCAAAUUUGCGUAGGCGUGAGUUCCUCGCAAAUGCACUUGAUCUGUCGCCCAUGAAGAGUCUCCAAGAGGUACAUUUGCUGGGGUUCAUGCAUGUAGUUGAGCUUUGCGGCCUUGCAGAAUUGGGAUCCCUUUGCUUCUUAUCGGUCGUGGAUUGCAAUUCCAUGGAAAGGAUGUCAGGCCUAUCGAAAUUGAGACAGCUGAGGAAGCUCAGAGUAGGAGAAUGUCCAAAGCUAAGAAGGCUGGAGGGUCUGAACCACUUGGAAUCUUUACAGAAGUUGUGGAUUCACAAUUGCAGAUCGUUGGAGAGUUUGGCCGACACCUCAGAUUUGCAUUUAGAAUGUUCCACAAUUGAACGUUGCGGGCGGUUGCCCAACCGUAAAAGUUAUUGUAGAUGUCAUGAUAACACAGAUUCGGUGGUUAAUAAACACGACCACGCUGGGUAUUUUUGA